Messenger RNA from Nomascus leucogenys (northern white-cheeked gibbon), 4089 nucleotides. It is a transcript of the gene SAMHD1, whose product is annotated as SAM and HD domain containing deoxynucleoside triphosphate triphosphohydrolase 1. The record is from RefSeq and is a predicted model, not a curated record. NCBI's taxonomy places the organism in Eukaryota, Metazoa, Chordata, Mammalia, Primates, Hylobatidae. The transcript is spliced from 17 exons. Gene Ontology annotation, biological process: dGTP catabolic process; defense response to virus; regulation of innate immune response. Gene Ontology annotation, molecular function: dGTPase activity; protein binding. Gene Ontology annotation, cellular component: nucleus. The coding region runs from base 474 to 2009 and encodes 511 amino acids.
AGUGCGCCUGCGCGCGGGUCCAGCGCCGAGGUUCUUGACUGCUGUGCCGGACGCCAGGUGUAGCCAUGCAGCGAGCCGACUCCGAGCAGCCCUCCAAGCGGCCCCGUUGCGAUGACAGCCCGAGAACCCCCUCAAGCACCCCUUCCGCAGAGGCAGACUGGUCCCCGGGCCUGGAACUCCAUCCCGACUACAAGACAUGGGGUCCGGAGCAGGUGUGCUCCUUCCUCAGGCGCGGUGGCUUUGAAGAGCCGGUGCUGCUGAAGAACAUCCGAGAAAACAAAAUCACAGGCUCAUUACUGCCCUGUCUUGAUGAGUCUCAUUUUGAAAAUCUUGGAGUAAGUUCCUUGGGGGAGAGGAAGAAGCUGCUUAGUUAUAUCCAGCAAUUGGGUCAAGUCCAGAUUGAUACAAUGAAGGAAGAAGUAAAAUAUACUCAAAUCCAAUAUACUUGAUCUGUCUGGUAGUGAUACCUAAAUAUGGUAAUUAAUGAUCCUAUCCAUGGCCACAUUGAGCUCCACCCUCUCCUCGUCCGAAUCAUUGAUACACCUCAAUUUCAACGUCUUCGAUACAUCAAACAGCUGGGAGGUGGUUACUAUGUUUUUCCAGGAGCUUCACACAAUCGAUUUGAGCAUAGUCUAGGGGUGGGGUAUCUAGCAGGAUGUCUAGUUCGCGCACUGGGUGAAAAACAACCAGAGCUGCAGAUAAGUGAACGAGAUAUUCUCUGUGUUCAGAUUGCUGGACUUUGUCAUGAUCUCGGUCAUGGGCCAUUUUCUCACAUGUUUGAUGGACGAUUUAUUCCACUUGCUCGCCCAGAGGUGAAAUGGACGCAUGAACAAGGCUCAGUUAUGAUGUUUGAGCACCUUAUUAAUUCUAAUGGAAUCAAGCCUGUCAUGGAACAAUAUGGUCUCAUCCCCGAAGAAGAUAUUUGCUUUAUCAAGGAACAAAUUGUAGGACCACUUGAACCACCUGUCAAAGAUUUAUUGUGGCCGUAUAAAGGGCGUCCUGAAAACAAAAGCUUCCUUUAUGAGAUAGUGUCUAACAAAAGAAAUGGCAUUGAUGUGGACAAAUGGGAUUAUUUUGCCAGGGACUGCCAUCAUCUUGGAAUCCAAAAUAAUUUUGAUUACAAGCGCUUUAUUAAGUUUGCCCGUGUCUGUGAAGUAGACAAUGAGUUGCAUAUUUGUGCUAGAGAUAAGGAAGUUGGAAAUCUGUAUGACAUGUUCCACACUCGCAACUCUUUACACCGUAGAGCUUAUCAACACAAAGUUGGCAACAUUAUUGAUACAAUGAUUACAGAUGCUUUCCUCAAAGCAGACGACUACAUAGAGAUUACAGGUGCUGGAGGAAAAAAGUAUCGCAUUUCUACAGCAAUUGACGACAUGGAAGCCUAUACUAAACUGACAGAUAACAUUUUUCUGGAGAUUUUAUACUCUACUGAUCCCAAAUUGAAAGACGCACGAGAGAUUUUAAAACAAAUUGAAUACCGUAAUCUAUUCAAGUACGUGGGUGAGACCCAGCCAACGGGACAAGUAAAGAUUAAAAGGGAGGACUAUGAAUCUCUUCCAAAAGAGGUUGCCAAUGCUAAACCCAAAGUAUUGCUAGAAGUGAAACUGAAGGCUGAAGAUUUUAUAGUGGAUGUUAUCAACAUGGAUUAUGGAAUGCAAGAAAAGAAUCCAAUUGAUCAUGUUAGCUUCUAUUGUAAGACUGACCCCAGCAGACCAAUCAGGAUUACUAAAAACCAGGUUUCACAACUUCUGCCAGAGAAAUUUGCAGAGCAGCUGAUUCGAGUAUAUUGUAAGAAGAUGGACAGAAACAGUUUGUAUGCUGCAAAACAACAUUUUGUUCAGUGGUGCGCAGACAGAAAUUUCACCAAGCCGCAGGAUGGCGAUGUUAUAGCCCCACUCAUAACACCUCAAAAAAAGGAAUGGAACUACGGGGCUUCAGGCCAAAACCCAACUCGCCUCCGAGAAGCAUCCAAAAGCAGAGUCCAGCUUUUUAAAGAUGACCCAAUGUGAAUGUCUCUAGUUAGUUGUUUACAAACUCCCUCCCUUGCACAAUUCAUUUAAGGGCUUCAAUCAUAGAAUUCUGCAAAUUAAUGACAACUCUUGCUUUAAUUUUGUAUUUUGAAUGUACACGCAUGCUAAAGCUAAGUAACUUUUAAUCAAAGAAAUAAGAUGGUAUUAGGCAAAUCUUACUAUACUAUGAAAAGCAUUACCUUGCCUAUUUUUAAUAUUAUUAAAACCUUUCUCCUUCAGUAGUCUAUUUUCUUAGAAUAACAACUCUUUUAUCUACCCUGAGUUCUAUUUUUUUUCUUUUUUAAGAGACAAGGUUUUGCUCUGUUGCCCAGGUUGGACUCAAACUUUCCUGGGCUCAAGCGACUCUCCUGCCUCAGCCUCCCAAGUAGCUGGGACUAAAGGCACUUGCCACCACCACACCCAGCUUACUCUGAACUUUUAUGACGGAUGAUUGUUUUUUGUUUUUAAUGUAGAAAUUAGUCAAGGGUACAAAUUUGAAUUAGAAGUUGACAUUGUCAUAGACAAACAUGGCUAAAAAACAAAACAUCAAAUCCUGCCCCCGUGAAGAGUUCCCUGUCACCUCAAGUUUGAGGAUAGUCCUCUAAGAGUGACCUAAGCAUAGGUGAAAGACACCUCCCCUCACCCUUCUAGCCCCCUACGAGGUGCCAGGUCGGGGUAAAGAGUGGGAGAUGAUGGCCAGGAGUGGCCUCCAACACACUGGUGAGAGGCCUGAUUAGGUUUGGGGGAAGAUCUGAGAGCUCUGGCCUCCUUGUGAGUGGAGCAUAAAGCCGCCUCUUCUUGGGAAAUCCUACCUCAGUGACAGAGGAAUCCCCCAAACUAGGCUGUGCCCUGGCUCAGUAGCAGCUCCAGACCUGGGCAGUGCCUUUGACUCCUGAAUACUCACUCCCCUGGUCCAGACGGCCUUCCCACUGCCCAGCCUGGAGAAGGUCUCCCCUGACCUGCGCUCUCAGUAUCCUGGAGAGCUGGCCAGAGGCCGUCACAGGCACCGUCCUCAGAGCUCCUCAGACCUGGGACUUUGUUUUAGCCGGUUCAGUGCAUUUUGUGUAUUUAAGAGCAAACACUAGCCAGGCAUGGCGGCCUGCACCUGUAAUCCCAGCUACUUGGGAGGCUGAGGCAGGAGAAUUGCUUGAACCCGGGAGGCGGAGGUUGCAGUGAGCCUAGAUCACACCACUGCACUCCAGCCUGGGUGAUAGAGUGAGACUCCAUCUCCAAAAAAAAAGCACAAACACUGCACUGCCUGUGCUGAAAUUAGUGACCACCCAGUGGGUUCCAGGCUCCCCUAGGUAACUUCGCUUUCCCAGCAGUGGAGUGGGCACCACCUUGGUGGGACAGGGCCCCUGUGCCCAGGGCACACCUCAUUCCCAGUUCUAUAGCAAUUCACUAAGAACAGUCUGCAGUUAGAGCCAAAGCUGGUGGUGGCCAGAGGGUGCUGAAGAUACAGGCCAGUGGGGAUGGGAGCCAUGAGCCCCGAAUGUCUCCCGCUCUGAUGCUCCCCGGACUAAGCCUCCCUGGCACACUGGGAGUGAGGGGCAGCCUGAGCGAGUAGGGGAACUCAGACCACAGGCCAGCAGAUUUCCCAGCAGUCUGUCACUGGCCACUGUGUAGCCAGAUUCUGUUCCGUCCACACCGGGGUGAAGAGUACUUGGAAUGUCUGCCAUCCUGUAUGAUCACCCCACCACCCCGUCCAUCCAUCAGUAGAUAAUAAGGGUUGGUUACAAUUCAUAAGAGAAUAGUUAAAACCCUUCUCCUCUCAUGCCUACCAUGGUGCUAUGUCAAGGGGAUUUGUUCACAUAUGGGCUCAGCAAUGCACAAGUGAGGUCAGCCAUGGCACUAGGUCAUUCCCAUUUUAGCCAAGGUGCCUCUAUAGGGGUCAGACAUCAUGUGCCCAGACCUAAGGUCAGGAAUGUCAUAUUUUUCUGUUGAAAUGAUUUUAUUUCUGUGUAUCUUACCUUUAAAUUGUUGUGGUUUACUCUGAGAUUCUGUAGUCCUAAUAUUGUAUCAUUGUGCUGUCUGCAAAACAACUUGAAUCUAUUUUGUUUGCAUCUUUUGUUACAUGUAA